AUGCUGGUGGGGGGGGAGGGGCCCAGAUGCAAUGUAUGCGAGCCUAGGCUGUAUCGGUUUGGCGUCUGGCCUUUGCACACCUGGCAUCGCUUGCCUGGAAGCGUGGGAGCGUGCACAAGGACGGCAGGCUGCCCGGCAAUGCCGACCGAUGAAUUCCUGCUCCUGCAUCCUGGGCCCUCCCGAGCCCAUACACACAUAACCACGACACAUGCACAGGCGCCGGCAUUCACCUGCACCUGCAACGUGUGCCAGCGCGAGAUUCAGGCUGGCGAGGGGUACAGAUGCACCGUCUGCCCCGACUUUGACAUGUGCAACGACUGCUACUGCAAGCCCACCGUCUCGCACCCGCACGCCCUGGAACGGCACGUGCGCAAGUUUGACGAGACACGGAGCCGGCUGACGGAGGAGGAGCGGCAGCAGCGUGCUAACCAGCUGCAGCGAACCAUGCAUAUGCUGGUGCACGCCUCCGCCUGCUCCAACCCGGCCUGCCCCUCCUCAAACUGCGCGAAGAUCAAGCGCCUGUUCCAGCACGCGAUGACCUGCCCCAAGAAGAUCCACGGCAACUGCCAGCUGUGCUGGCGGAUGUGGUCGCUGCUGCAGGUCCACGCCAAGCAGUGCACGGUGACGGACUGCCCCGUGCCACGCUGCCGCGAGCUGCGGGAGCUGUCACGCAGCCAGGCCGCGCGUCGCGAGGACCAGCGGCGGCGCGCCUACCGUGCCAUGCUGACCUCGCAGGCCGCCAACCCGUAG
Auxenochlorella protothecoides is the source of this 750-nucleotide messenger RNA. RefSeq names its product Histone acetyltransferase HAC12. The record is from RefSeq and is a predicted model, not a curated record. The coding region runs from base 1 to 750 and encodes 249 amino acids. Gene Ontology annotation, cellular component: transcription regulator complex; histone acetyltransferase complex. Gene Ontology annotation, biological process: positive regulation of transcription by RNA polymerase II. Gene Ontology annotation, molecular function: zinc ion binding; chromatin DNA binding; transcription coactivator activity. The transcript has 4 exons. NCBI's taxonomy places the organism in Eukaryota, Viridiplantae, Chlorophyta, Trebouxiophyceae, Chlorellales, Chlorellaceae.